AUGUCAGUUUCAAGCAGACAUUCCCAUUUCUUUACGCAUGUCUAACAUAUACUUAUCAAUUUUAUUAAUUGACAUACAUGCACCACGCAAAUAUCUCAAUAACAAUUCUUAUUUAGAGCAUUGUAAGCACGGACCUCCCAACACAUUGCGAGAAUUGAACAGCUGCCAUAUUCAUUUGCCAGUUGAUGCUUGCCAAAAUUAUUGCAAUGGGAGCGACUAUAAAAACGAAGCAGUACACAAACUGGGCGCACAGUCGACAGGAUUUGCAAUGGAGUCAUCAUUGUUUAGGCUAAUAAAGCCAGCGCCACUAACUGAACCAGUUAGUUCUCGGAUUGGUUGCAUCUACAUGUAUCGGGCCAUGUGGCUAAUGGGCUGGCUGCCACCAAAAGAUGGUCUAAUACGCUAUUUGUACAACUGCUGGACCUUUGUUACGUUCGGCUUUGGAACUGUCUAUCUGUCCGCAGGAUUUGCCAUGAGCUAUGUGCUGGAGUUCAACAACUUUACGCCCGAUGAGUUUCUCACCUCAUUGCAGGUGGCCCUCAAUGUGUUCGGCACCGCAGUAAAGGCCACUAUAUUGUACCGUAAUCUGUGGCGUCUCACCAAGACAGAGGACAUUAUGGAUGGCCUGGACAAGCGGGCGCGUAGCGACAGUGAUCGCCACAAGAUGCACAUUAUAGUGGCCCGCAGCAAUUUGGUCUUUCUGAUCUUCACCAUAGUAUACUGUGUCUAUGUGGGCUCCACAUUUCUCUCCUAUGUGUUUAGCGGCAGGCCGCCAUGGUCAGUGUACAAUCCGUUUCUUGACUGGCACAAGAGCACGCGUAAUUUGUGGAUACAAGCGAUCUUUGAGUAUAUCAUAAUGUCCUUUGCGGUAAUGACAGAUCAAUUGGCCGACACAUAUCUGCUUGUAUUUCUCAUUAUAAUACGCGGGCACUUCGAUGUGUUAAAGGAUCAUGUGCGCAAUCUACGCAUGGAUCCCGACAUGUCAGAGCAGGAUAACUAUGAGGAGAUAGUCAAUUGCAUCAAGGAUCACAAGAAGAUUAAGGAAUGCUGCAAUAUGCUGCGUCCAGUAAUAUCGGGCACAAUAUUUGUGCAGUUUGGACUCAUUGGCUCCGUCUUGGGUCUGACCCUGAUCAACGUAUUCUUUUUCUCCAAUUUAUGGCGUGGCCUGGCCUCGUUCAUGUUUGUCGUGGCGGUACUCAUGGAGACGUUUCCCUUCUGCUAUACCUGCAAUUGGCUGCUAGACGACUGCGAUGACUUGUCAAACGCGCUUUUUCAAUCUAAAUGGAUUGAUGCAGAGCUUCGUUAUAAAUCCACACUGACUCACUUCAUGCACCAAGCUCAGCAGCCCAUUUUGUUUAUGGCGGGUGGCAUUAUUCCCAUCACAAUGAACAGCAAUAUCAGCGUGGCCAAGUUUGCAUUCAGCAUUAUUACUAUAGUGCGUGAAAUGAAUCUUGCUGAACAGUUCAAAUAAGUAUCAUCAAAUCUCUGGAUGAGCUUAUCAAAUUUGUAGUUAAAAUAUGCACGGGUUACAUGUAGAAAAAAAUGAUAUAUUACAAAGAAUUAUAUUCACAAAAAAGAUAAUUGAAAAAUAAGGUCAAAUUCAUUUUGGAUAACCGUUAAAAUGUUCUCCAAAUAUUGAAUACAUUUUUGAAAAAAUUGCCGAAAAAUUUGCACCAUUAACAGAAUUACUCCACAACUAAUAAAAACUGCUCCACAGU
Molecule: messenger RNA, 1718 nt
Organism: Drosophila virilis
Lineage: Eukaryota; Metazoa; Arthropoda; Insecta; Diptera; Drosophilidae
Product: odorant receptor 59b
Biological process (GO): detection of chemical stimulus involved in sensory perception of smell; sensory perception of smell
Cellular component (GO): plasma membrane
Molecular function (GO): olfactory receptor activity; odorant binding
Source: RefSeq, a predicted model, not a curated record